AUGACGGCAACAGUAUUAGAAACACCUGUUAUUGAUCAUAUUAAUGCAUCAGAAAAAUAUCGAUUUGAAACAUUUUCUAGUUUAUUAAAUUUUCCAUUAAUAACACGUCAUCAAUUAGCUCUUGCUGGUUUUAUCUAUCGUGAAACAAAAUGUCUAUGUCCACAAUGUGGUAUUACUAUUGAUUUAACAUCUUUAGAUGAUAAUGCUAUAUAUGCUUCAAAUUAUUUUCGAAAAUUACAUCGAGAAAAAGUUUCUUAUCUUGGUAAACGUUGUGCAUUUUUAUUAUGUGAAUCAGCUACAAAUAUUGAUGAUCUUCAUCCAUCAUUAAUAUCUCAACAAGGAGAAAAAUUACAAUGGGAUGAUGCUGAACAACCAGAUUUUAGUGAUUAUAAUGUACGUCUUCAAACAUUUCAUUCAUCGCCUUAUUUACAACAAGGAGAAAAUACUUUUGUUACACCACCAUUAUUAGCUAAACAGGGAUUCUAUUUUUCAGGUCCUGAUGAUGGUGUUACUUGUUUUUAUUGUGGUAAUAUAUUAACGAAUUGGUCAGAAGCAAUUCAUGAUACAAAUAAAAAUAUUGUUCAACUUGAACAUGCUCGAUUUUUUCCAUGUCGUUUUAUUACAUAUAUAGCUGGUGGAAAAUUCGUUGCUAAUGCUGGUUAUUUACAUGUUGUAUCUGAUCAAGAACGUCGUCUUCGUAAUCCUAUGACAUCAAAAGCAGUAAAAAAUUCUAAUAAACCUCAAUCAAUUGAUGAAUGUUUAUCAACAUUUGAAAAUUGGCCUAGUUAUGCUCCAGUAUUACCUAAAGAUUUAGCUCAAACUGGUUUUUAUUAUUUAGGUGAAGAAUUAAAAGUAAAAUGUUAUAUGUGUGAUCUUGAAGUUGAUGAAUGGCAUCAUGGUAUGACAGCAUUUGGUACACAUAAACGACGUCGAGGUAAUUGUGAAAUAAUUCAAGCAAUUCUUAGUACAGAAACAGGUGAUUUUCAAUGUGUUAAUGAAAAAUGGCGUUUACAAACACUUGAUGGUUUAUCAUUUGAAAAUGAUUGUGAUCAACAUUUAUGUCGAGAAUUAGCUGCAUGUGGUUUUUAUCGUUUUAAAAAUACAAAUAAUAUUCGUUGUGCAUUUUGUGCAGUUUUAAUUCAACCAAAAAUAGAUUCAUCAAUUAUGUCUCAACAUCGAAAUUUAGCUAAACAAUUAAAAAAAUCUUCAACUGUUGAUUGUAUUAUGGUUCGAGCACGAUGUCCAACGAAUAUUGUUAUACCAGAUCGUGAACGUUUUCCAGAAUAUCCAGAACAUCAAUCUAUAUUUGAUCGAAUUAAAACAUUUGAAAUUUAUCAAGAACGUCAUAAAGUUUUGGAUAAUUUUAUACGUGAAAGAGCUGAAGCUGGAUUUUUUCUUGAUACAAUGAAACGUAUGAGAUGUUUUCAAUGUGGAAAUUCAUUACCGAUUAAUGAUAAAAAUCUACUUAGAAAAUAUUCUCAAUAUGAUAUACAAAAGUUACAUGCACAUUUUUAUCCAACAUGUGAAUGGGUAAAAGAAAUAUUAGGUUUUAAAUACAUAGCACAAGUAUUAUUUGAUCGUACGAAAUUAGAUGAAAUAGAAUAUCAACAGUCAUAUAAUACACAAUUAUCAUCAACAUCAAGUCGACCUACUCGAGAUUCUUUCUCAUCUGUUUCAACUACACCAGGCAUUUAUGAUCAUACAUUUGCAAUUGAAGCUAAUAUAUCUGAUUAUUCUGCUGAAUCUGAUGGUGAUGGUGAUGGUUAUGAAACUGUUGCUACACCUUUUAAAGCACAAUUUAUCGAUCAUACCUCACCGAUUCAUUCACCAACAUCACCAUCAUCUACAACAACAUCUCAUGAUUCAUCAUUAACAACAGCACAAGCUUGUACUGAUGUUAUUACUAGUGAUAGUCAAGGCCGGUGGACAUCACCUAUUCUGACAGACCAAACAAAUCCAUUUAAACAAUUGGCUGCAGAAUCAAAAUCACCACCCAUUGAUAUUGCUCGUACUGAUAUUUCACCCAUUGAUCCUCGGGCAUUUUUUGCAUACGAAUCAAAUCGAUUAGAUUCAUUUAAAAAACAAAAUCGUAAAACUUUUGCUCAAUUUAAGAUUGAAGAACUUGCUUAUGCCGGAUUUUAUUUAAAUGCUGAAGGUACUGUUAUUAAAUGUCCAUGGUGUGUUGUUGAAUUAACUGAACAAAAAUUUGAAAAUAUAACACAUGUACGACCACCUAUUCCUGGUUCACCAUUAAAUGAUGAACCAUGGACAGCAAUGCGUGUACAUAGGCAUGAAAGUGGACAAUUUAUAGAUAAAAAUCAUUCAUGGUGUCUAUGGGUUAGACGAGAACUAGGUGGACUGUAUCCAAAUGUCAGCAUGAAUGUAAGUCAUAUGCGUUAUCCAGAAUAUCCAUCGUAUGCAGUAAUAGAAAAACGUAUUCAAUCAUUUCAAUCUAAUUGGGUGUAUCCAAGUGGUAGUAUUCUGUCUAAUGUAGCAAUGGCUAAUGCUGGUUUUAUUUAUUUGGGUAAUGGUAAAGUAUGUUGUUAUUAUUGUGGUAAUAAAUUUGUUGAUUUUGAACCACGUGAUUGUCCAUUUGAAGAACAUGCAACAUUUCAUCCAUUAUGUGAUUAUAUAACAGAAAAACGUGGUAUAUCGUAUAUCGAACGAGUCUUGAAAGAAUCUCCGCGAACUCCACAUGCAAAACAUAAAUAUGAAAGGAUUGGUACACAAAAAAUUAAAUGUAUUGUUUUCGAUAAAACUGGUCCAUCAGUAAGUAAAAAUAGUCGUAUACCAGUAAAACGAAUUAAUUCACGAUUAUCAACAAUGACAAGUCGAAGUAUGUCACGUUCAACAACACAUAAUUCGGAUAUAAUUGAAGAUAAUUGUCAAAUAUGUUAUGGAAAUGUAGCUACAUAUGAAUAUAAUCCAUGUCAACAUUGUCCCAUGUGUGGUGAAUGUUUUGCAAAAUUAACUGAACAACAACAUGAAGAAUGUUGUUAUUGUCGUCGACCAGCAACAAUACAUUCACGUGUACUAAUAAUGUUUAUCAAACAAUUUUCGAUUUUCAUUGUUAAUCGAUUAUUAAUACCUUAUCAUGCUGAAACAGUUCGAAUGAUUCGACGUAGUGAUACAACAGCUGAAGAUAUUGAUAUUGCAAUGAAAUUAGGCGAUGAUUAUCCCAUGGGAUCAAUUGAAUUAAUGAAUUAUAUAGGUUUAGAUACAUCUAAAUUUAUUACUGAUGGAUGGCAAAAAAUAUUAUCAUGA
This is a messenger RNA of Rotaria sordida, 3264 nucleotides long. Lineage: Eukaryota; Metazoa; Rotifera; Eurotatoria; Philodinida; Philodinidae. The record is from the annotation of a GenBank genome assembly.